Messenger RNA from Bipolaris victoriae FI3, 240 nucleotides. RefSeq lists its product as hypothetical. The transcript is spliced from 2 exons. Lineage: Eukaryota; Fungi; Ascomycota; Dothideomycetes; Pleosporales; Pleosporaceae. The coding region runs from base 1 to 240 and encodes 79 amino acids. The record is from RefSeq and is a predicted model, not a curated record.
AUGACUUGCGGUAUUUCGCUCGUUUGGUCCUUUUCUCUUUUACCACCCCCACAUACCUCUCGCACCCCUCCCUCUCUCCACUUGCCAUGGUCCCGCGGACCGGCGGGGACCCAUGCUUCAAAGAGAUGGGUAUGUGAAUGCAAAUGGUAUCGAUGGAUGGACGUAUGCAGGUACUCCACACGUGAGUACUUACAAAGACACAAACGCACGAACCAAAGGAUUGACGCGCUGCUUGUGUAA